UGUUCAGGGCUGUGCGCCUGUUCUGAUUAUGUUGGGGUUUUAAUGCCAAAAUGACAUAAAAUGUAUGUUAUUUUUUUCUUUCUCACUGUAAAGUCAAUAAAAUACUUUUCAGUGAAAAAAAUGGUCUUAUAUUCUCCUGACAUUUAGACUGCAAGAUGAAACAGAGAAGGUAGAGAUUUUUAAUUUGUGGUGCCAUAGUGCAACCAUUUUUGGAGAAAUUCUGAUAAAACCAUUUACCUAUUUGGUGAUGUGAAACGAUGUCUUUAAUGUGGAAUGGGAAUUUUAAUAUAAUAUUUUAAGAAUAUUUUUUUUACUGGACUUGUGGUGUACUAUAUCUUUAAGUUGUGACUGGUUACAUAAAUAUUAGCAAUGGCAUAAUUUAACCAGACUGCGCGAGGUAGCACACUUGUAAAUAACAACAUUAUAAUAUGAACAGACGUUUUUUUAAAAAAAGGUUUACAAUUUGUAUUUUCGAGAAAAAUUAAAUCUUCACCACCCUGCGCAGUCGGGUCAAAACUGGCACAACUUUCUGCCGAGUCAUUGGGACAUACGCUCCUCCGGCCCGGGACUGCGCGCUCCUCAUCCUCCUCAGGUCCGCUGCUCAUCCUCCUCAAGUCUGCUCGUUUUCCACUUCUUGGCGCAGUCAGGUCUGAGAUGUCGGGCUCGGAGAAUGCUAAAUCAAGCGCACCGGGUUAUUGUCAGAUGUCUGAAGCGAUCCACGUCAGCGUCAAAGGUCUGGCUGAGAGCAGAGACUUCACCGUGAGAGAAGAUUGCACCGUCACACAGCUGAAAUGGUUUCUGGCAGAGGGUGUGGGAGUCCCGGCUGAGCAGCUGGUGCUGAUCCACUCUGGUCGCGUGCUCAAGGAGUCAGAACUGCUGAGUCAUCUUACAGCACGAGAUGAGUCAGUGAGCCUAUGCAUGAGCCAAAGGCCUCAGCUUUCGUCUGCUGCACCCACCAGUGAUCCAGCUUCGGAAAGUGUCCAGUCUGAGCUCACAGCUGCUCUUAAUCCUGACCCUGACAGUGUCACGCCGUCUCCCAACUCACCCCUUUGUCUGGUGGAAGGUCUGAACACUUUUGGCCUAACAAACAACAGGCCUGGCUUAUUCUCUGAACUCCAGCGGCAGAUGGAGAGCAGGCUGCUGGCUGACCCGGUGAUGCUGCGCCGUGUCCUGGGCAGCCCCUUCGUACAAACCACCCUGUCCAACUCCAGCCCUCAACUAACCCGACAGCUCAUUCUGUCUAAUCCCCAAAUUCAGCAGCUUCUGCAGACAAACACAGAGGUUGGAGAUACGCUUAACAAUGCUGAUGUCCUCACACAGGUGCUGGAGCUCAUCAGGAACCCUGACAUGAUCGAGGAUGUGAUGCUUGAUGAAGACAAAGCAUUAGGAAAUUUGCAGCCAAAGCAGGAAAACCCUGAAAACAUCAAUAGCGAUUCAGGUGGCCUUCAGAAGACUGACACAAAAUGUCUCAAAUUAUCACAGAUCGAAAUAGCAGUAACCCGAGUGGUGACAUCAUCUGGGAAACAACAGCCAAAUGAAGGAGAAAGAAAAAAGACUCAACCCGUCUCCAGUCACUCCUCAGAUCCUCUUGGAGAAUUGAGAGCUGAUCCGAACCCUCAGAACCCCCUCACUGCAGGCAUGCAGUCCCUGCUACAGGAGAUCACAGCCAGUCCCGGACUCAUGGAGAGCCUGUUGUCCGGGCCGUAUGUCAACAGUCUUCUCGACUGCCUCGGCCAGAACCCGGACCUGGCUGCACAGAUGCUGCUGAGCCACCCUUUGUUCUCAGGAAACCCUCAGCUGCAGCAGCAGAUGAGACAGCAAAUCCCUCUCUUCCUGCAACAGAUGCAAAGUCCAGAACUGCUGUCAGCCAUGUUGAACCCCAGAGCCAUGGAGGCUCUGCAACACAUCCAACAGGGCCUACAGACUCUGGCUACCGAGGUUCCUGCACUGAUACCUACAUGUCUGUCUUGCAGAGCCGGUGUUGAUGAUGAUGCACCUGAGCUAGUAUCUGAUUCUGUCCUCAACAACCAAUCCGAAAGUGGUCCUCGGGUUGCCGCGGUGACACAGCAGCAGCAGCAGCAGUUUGUCCAACAGAUGCUACAGGCGCUGGCUAACACCGAUCAUGAGGUUCACGUGGAGGAUGCUGAGUUCCAGGACGAGCUGGAGCAUCUGUGCUCAAUGGGCUUCGGAGACAGAGAGGCAAACCUGCAGAUCCUCAUCAGCACCGGAGGAGACCUCUGCACUGCAAUACAACAACUUCUCAGUCUCUGACACACACACACACACAUGCAUACUGUAUUGUAAGCACCUAGACUCAAAACAAAAUAUCAACGAUCAAACGAGAGACAUGCAAGAUACAUUUGCAUUGUCACACUUUUAAGACAUACUUAUAUGCAUUCCUUAACUUCCCUGACUAACCUCUGUCUGCAUUAUAUUCAGUCCUAGUAUUACAGUCCUUCUGAAAAUAAUGUACACAUUACAAUUGUUUUUAUUUUAUUUUAUUUUUUUAAAUAAUUGAUUAAAAAAGGAGUAGCACUUGGUUUAAUUUAACUUUUUUUUUUUUUUGAUCAACCACUUUAAGUAAUAAUUAAUAUGUGGAUUUGUUUUUCUGCUAAGAUUAUUGUAUUCAUCAUUAAGUGUAUAAUAUGAAAACAUCACAACUUCCUAGGAACCGCCUUAAAGAUGAGUGUUUUGUUUCAUGAUCCCUUAAUCCCAUUUGCAAUUGUAUUAAAUGGAGAAGCUGAAAACACAUAAUGUUGUGCCCUGCAUUGUGUAGCGAUUAUUAAAAACACUAGUCAAAA
Eleginops maclovinus (Patagonian blennie) is the source of this 2801-nucleotide messenger RNA. Its product is annotated as ubiquilin-1-like. Gene Ontology annotation, biological process: ubiquitin-dependent protein catabolic process. Bases 655 to 2271 code for a protein of 538 amino acids. Lineage: Eukaryota; Metazoa; Chordata; Actinopteri; Perciformes; Eleginopidae. The transcript has 11 exons. Gene Ontology annotation, cellular component: cytosol. The record is from RefSeq and is a predicted model, not a curated record. Gene Ontology annotation, molecular function: polyubiquitin modification-dependent protein binding.